AUGAUCCAUUCACAAACAACCAUGAACCAUGAUAUGCCAAUGCCUUCACAUCCAAUGCCAGAUGACAUGUGCUCAAUGAAUAUGUUGUUUACUUGGGAUUGGAACAACUCUUGUGUAGUGUUCAAAUGGUGGCAUGUUAAAUCCUUCUCAGGUUUCCUCAUUUCGAUGGUAGUUAUUGUAUUAAUCUCAGCAGGAUAUGAACUAGUCAAAGGAUGGGUUGCCAAUUGGGAGAGAAACUCAUUAGCAACGUUGACAGCCUCAACAUCAAAUACCAAUUCUACCCAACAACGCAAGUUUAAAACACAAAGAGGAGUUUUAUACGGGUUCCAAGUGUUUUACUCGUUUUUCCUAAUGUUGGUGUUUAUGACCUAUAACGGAUGGUACAUGAUUGCCGUAGCUGUCGGCGCCGGCUUAGGUAAUUAUUUCUGGGCGGGUUUAGAAAGCACUUCCAGAACCUUAUCAUGCCACUAA
Lodderomyces margitis is the source of this 471-nucleotide messenger RNA. It is a transcript of the gene CTR2, whose product is annotated as low-affinity Cu transporter. Gene Ontology annotation, biological process: copper ion transmembrane transport. The transcript is spliced from 2 exons. Bases 1 to 471 code for a protein of 156 amino acids. NCBI's taxonomy places the organism in Eukaryota, Fungi, Ascomycota, Pichiomycetes, Serinales, Debaryomycetaceae. The record is from RefSeq and is a predicted model, not a curated record. Gene Ontology annotation, molecular function: copper ion transmembrane transporter activity. Gene Ontology annotation, cellular component: membrane.